CAGAUGUGGUAUAUUGAAUAUUGCUACAAUCGGAUUGUGACGGAUCUAAAUAAUAUUUAUAUAAACUGGCAAAGCUUUAUAUUACGUAAAGAUGUCUAGUCGACCUACAUUUACUAUAUUGUGUUGUGUACAAAUUUUCAUUGGAUUCACAAUGAUUUUAUUAGGAAUUGGCGAUCGUGUGACCGUUGCAGCUCAAUGUAGCUAUUUGAUGUUGCCAAUUUGGAUUGGAGCGUUGGCUGGGUUUGUUGGCUGUUAUGGUCUUAUCAUCGGACACCAGAAUAGACGCUUCCAUAAUAGAAAUGCAGAGAGACAUGGUUUUCAUAAUAGAGAUGCAGAGUCAGCUAUCAAAGCCAUCAACAUAUCCUGUGUUGGACUGUCCUUCCUUGUACUUUAUUUGUAUGGCUCUGUACUAAGCUUCAUUGGCUUCAACAAUGAAUCUGGUUCAAUUGUGGGUAUUUUUUCAACAGCAGUGAUCAUGUGCUUUGCUGAGAUGUUUGUUGGUUGUGGGUUGGCUAUAAUAGAUAGAAAUCAAAUGGUGUGUGAUUCUCCAGUACAACAAUUAGGAAGACAGGGAUAUGGUGUUGUACGCAAUAUGAAUUUCCCAAGUAACCAAGAAAAUCUACCUGGCAACCAAACACAACUGGACAAAUCAAUAAAAAGGGAUUCUGAUGAAACCAUGCUACUUUAAUUUUAUCAGGCUUUGAACAACAUGGUACUGUCUUGGAAAUAAAAUAGUACAUCAGUAGCAAAAUUAUAAUUAUUAUAAAAAAGUGUAUCAAUAGCAUAAAAUAAUUAACACAUUUGUUAGCCUGCAAACAGGGGGAUGAGAAGGAAUGGGGAGACCCCAAGCAGGAGCACCUGAAAGCAGGCUACACAUUUUUAUUAUAUGUACUCUUGCUUUAAGUUACUGUUAUAUUAAACAUAUAGUUCAAACAUGUAAA
Molecule: messenger RNA, 941 nt
Organism: Exaiptasia diaphana
Lineage: Eukaryota; Metazoa; Cnidaria; Anthozoa; Actiniaria; Aiptasiidae
Exons: 5
Coding region: 92-688 (198 amino acids)
Source: RefSeq, a predicted model, not a curated record